CCAAACCUAAACCUUCUCUUGUUUUCCUUCAAUCUUCUUUUCCUUCAUUCUGACCCACUAACAAGCCCAUCCAAUCCAGUUGACUUCAAUCAUAGACAGCCUCAACCGAUUAUGUGUGUGUGUGUAUAUAUAGCCACUACACCUCCCCUUACAUAGGAACAAAGCUCUGGAAAACAUAGAAACGCAAACAUGACCCUCACUUGGGCAAGAUCCUAUUUAGAAUGUUUCUGUGUCGACGGGUUCCCAAUGGAAAACAAAAGCAACGACUUCUCUGGCGACCUACUGCCAUCUCUUGGAGCAACAAUAAACCAAUCAAUCAAGCUGAGAAAGUUCAUCAUUUCUCCUUAUGAUCCUCGUUAUAGAGCCUGGGAGAUGUUCCUGAUCGUCCUAGUUAUUUAUUCCGCAUGGAUCUGCCCAUUCGAACUAGCAUUUCUGAGGCACUUGGCACACAAACUUUUCGUAGUUGAGAACAUUGUAAAUAUCUUCUUCGCGGUUGAUAUUGUCCUCACUUUCUUUGUGGCUUAUCUAGAUCGCAAAUCAUAUCUUUUAGUGGAUAAUCCAAAGAGAAUAGCCUCCAGGUACCUGUCCUCCUGGUUCAUCUUUGAUGUCUGUUCGACAGCUCCAUUUCAACCAAUUAGCCUCCUGUUUAGAACUCAUGAAGACGGCCUUGCCUUUAAGAUACUCAACAUGCUUAGACUUUGGCGUCUUCGUCGAGUCAGUUCCUUAUUCGCAAGGCUCGAGAAGGAUAUCCGGUUCAACUAUUUCUGGACUCGAUGCACAAAACUUGUUAUGGUUACUCUUUUUGCCGUACACUGUGCUGGCUGCUUCUACUACUUACUUGCCGAUAGAUACCCUGAUCCACAGAGAACAUGGAUAGGUGCAGUAAUGCCAAACUUCAAAUCAGAAAGUCUGUGGAUCACAUAUGUCACUGCAAUUUACUGGUCUAUUACGACUUUGACGACGACUGGUUACGGCGACUUACAUGCUGAGAAUCCAAGAGAAAUGCUGUUUGACAUCUUUUACAUGCUAUUUAAUUUGGGCUUAACAGCAUACCUCAUUGGCAAUAUGACGAACCUUGUUGUCCAUGGAACAAGCCGCACCAGAAAUUUCAGGGAUGCAAUCCAGGCUGCUUCUGAAUUCGCCGCACGGAAUAAGCUAACAGAACACAUAAAAGAUCAAAUGUUAUUCCACAUAUGCCUAAGGUUCAAGACAGAUGGCCUCAAACAACACGAAACCUUGACCGGUCUACCCAAAGGAAUUCGGUCAAGCAUAGCAUACCACUUGUUCUUCCCCGUCGUACAGAAAGUCUAUCUUUUCCAAGGAGUUUCCUCUAAUUUCAUUUUUCAACUGGUUACAGAAAUGCAGGCCGAGUAUUUUCCUCCUAAAGAAGAUGUAAUUCUUCAGAAUGAAGCUCCAUCAGACAUUUACAUAUUGGUAUCAGGAACAGUGGAAUUGAGAGCAAGCAUCGAUGGGAUCGAACAAGUUCUUGGAAAAGUAGCUGCUGGGGACAUAUUUGGAGAGACAGGGGUUCUCUUAAACAGGCCACAAUCCUUUACUUAUCGUACGACUGAAAUUUCACAACUAUUGAGACUAAGCAAAAAUACAGUCACGAACAUUAUUCGAGAAAAUAUAGAAGACGGGACAAUUGUAAUGAAGAACCUUUUCCAGAAGCUGAAGCUGCAUGAAAGCCCAUCUGCUAGAGUGCAGCAGAAUGAUUCGGAAUUUUCCACCCCACCAUUUGACGGAAAUCGGGUUCAAACACAGCUGAUGUUGACAUCAGAAGCAGAAAAUCAUGAAAUAAGUGCAAUUAAUGGAUUUCCAAGGUGUGGAAGUGAUGCAAAUUCAACAAAUGCAGAUGGCAGAACAGCCCUUUAUAGGCCUGUCCAAAAGGAUCAAUUCAAUAUAGUCACUGUUUUGCCUGAAGGAGGGGCAUACAUGGACAAACAAGCAAAGGAAGACAACCAUCUACAUUUGUCGAGUAACAGAAACAGGGCAGAAUUUGUAGAAGACCAUCUAAUUGAAAUACCAAUGAAAAUCAUUGGAAAAAGUAAUACAGAUAAAGGUGAUUGGGAGAGAAGCCAAGUGAUCGCGCACUCUAGGUUUUCUGAGAUAACAACAGAUACACGUUCAUCAAGCGGCAGAUACUUGGUUGACAACAACAAUGCGAAAUCAACCAACAAAAGAGUUACCAUUCAUAUGCAUCCUCAACAGCCGAAAAGUUCAAGAAUAAGGAAUGGAAAACUAAUAAAUCUACCUGGUUCCCUUGAGGAGCUUUUUACGACUGCUAGGCAGAAGUUUCCUGGCUAUUAUCCAAUUACAGUGGUCAAUCAAGAGUACGCAGAAAUAGACGAUAUUACAGUGAUUCAUGACGGGGACCAUUUGUUUUUCCUGGAGACAUGAAUAUGAUUCUGACCUAGGCAAUAUAGAAAGCUCACCCUUUACAGCACAAAGAGAACAAGAAUAAUGUAAUCUUCGAGUAACGCACGACGAGUGAUAAGAGAAAGCAUCGUAUUCUUUUCAGUUGAUUCUCGCACUCGACUCUAGCAUUUACGCUAGCACUAGAUAUUUACAUUUCGGCUAAGCAAUGGUACACAGUCAGUCCCCUAUGAGCUUUUUGUAUGAAUACAGUUGGUUGAUUUCUUCCUUGGUUCUAAAAGAUGAAAUGCGAGAAUAUCUGAUGUAUGCAA
Ananas comosus (pineapple) is the source of this 2687-nucleotide messenger RNA. Its product is annotated as potassium channel KAT3-like. The record is from RefSeq and is a predicted model, not a curated record. The transcript is spliced from 11 exons. Gene Ontology annotation, biological process: transmembrane transport; potassium ion transport. Gene Ontology annotation, molecular function: voltage-gated potassium channel activity. Gene Ontology annotation, cellular component: membrane. Lineage: Eukaryota; Viridiplantae; Streptophyta; Magnoliopsida; Poales; Bromeliaceae. The coding region runs from base 190 to 2400 and encodes 736 amino acids.